Magnolia sinica is the source of this 2102-nucleotide messenger RNA. RefSeq lists its product as uncharacterized. The transcript has 3 exons. The record is from RefSeq and is a predicted model, not a curated record. The coding region runs from base 135 to 1259 and encodes 374 amino acids. Gene Ontology annotation, molecular function: protein binding. Lineage: Eukaryota; Viridiplantae; Streptophyta; Magnoliopsida; Magnoliales; Magnoliaceae.
ACAAAAAACCCAUCUUGCGAGCUAGUAAGGUUGAAAAGAUUUUGAAUCAAAAGAUUUUUACUCUCCAAUCCCGUCUUUCUGGUCUAUCCCAAGGAUUUCAUUUCCACGGGCGAAGUUCAUUACAACACAUCCAAAUGAUGUCUACAAACAAGGUGUCGUUGCUCUAUAGAUUUGAGGGCGACUUCAUUUGUGAAUCAAAUAAGGUUUGCUACAAAGGAGGCACAAACUGCAUUGUUCAUGUCGAUCGAGGGAUUGUUUACGUCAAUCUUGUAUCCAAAGUGCAUGGGAUUUGCAAGUUUACCGACAUUAGCAACAUCAAGUACAACUAUCCUGGUCUAGAUUUGGAUUCACUUUUGUCGAUUGAGAAUGAUGAUGACGUAUCCAAUAUGAUGGAAGCAUUUCCUCAAAGCAGUGAGCCUAUUCAGCUCUUCAUUUUUUGUGGCCAAAACCUUUCAAUCCCCACUGUGAUUCCCAGUUUUCUGUUGCAGAAUGCCAAUAAUGAAAAUAAUCAAGCAUCAUUGCGGGAUUUGCAUGAAAGUAAUGGAACACUUGCACCUUCCUCACAUAAUACUACUGUCAUUAACAACGAUGUUCCAAGUGCAUCAAAUGAUUUACGUAAAGUGAACAGCUUGUUGAUGGAUAAUCAAGAAUUAUAUUACAGGGUGGUUGAUACUUGUGUUAAUGACAUGCUCAAAAUUAUGUUAGUUUUAAAAGAAUACCAAGAAUUUGAAGAUGCAAAUGCUUUCCACAAGGCUUUAAGGGAGUACGCCAUACGUUCAAAUUUUGAAUACAAGCGAACUAGGUCAGGCGGUGGCCGUUAUCAGGCAAAAUGCAUUAAAGACAAUUGCUCAUGGCACAUACAUGCAUGUAAGCUUCUUGACAAGCCUACAUUCAAGAUAAAAUCCCUGAAGGGAAACCAUACUUGUUAUGCUACGAAUGAGUUAACAAUGUCAAAUACAAGAACGGAUCGACAGGCCAGUAGGAAAUGGAUUGCUGCUUUGGUCAAGGAUGGACUCCAGAAAGAUUUGCUUUGUAUACCCAAAGAUAUUAUUGAUAAGAUAAUGCAAGAAUAUGAGAUUGAAGUAAGCUGUGAUAAAGCUUGGAGGGGUAAAGAGUUGGCCCUAAAAGAGAUAGCACUAGAACAAUAUGUUCCAAAUCUUGGUAUGCUUUGUAAAGACAUUGAGAUGACAAAUCCAGGAAGCACGGCAAAGCUUAGCAGGUCAUCAGACAAUUCCUUGAGACUUUUUUGUUACAUAUAAGGCUGUCAUUUAUGGUUUCAAGUAAGAAUGCCGACCACUUGUGAUGCUUGAUUGUUGGAAGAUGGAAGGAAAAUGUCGAGGUGUGUGGCUCUCUGCCAUGGCCAUUGAUGCAAAAGAUGAUGUGUUCCCAGUCUCAUAUGCAUUUGUUGAAUCAAAGAACGUAGGGAAUUGGAAAUGGUUCUGUGAUGAGUUGGCUCAAGUCUUGGAAUGCAUACUUAAAUUAACAUUUAUGUCAGAGAGAGAAGAAGGGAUUCUUGAUGUGGUUAGUGAUAUCUUUCCAUAUGCAUCUCAUCGUUACUCUCAAGAGAGUCUGGUUGGAGAAAUUUGCCUAAAGUUCAACUGUGGGGAUUUGAAUAAGCUUUUUAAGAGUGCAGUUUAUGUAGGGGGUCAUUCUGAAUUCGAUGCUUGCAUGUGUGAAAUUCAUGAUAAAUAUAAAAAAGCAUGGAAUAUUGUAAAUGAUAUUAAUCCUGAACACUGGGCCACUUCUCACUUUGAAGAGAAGCUUUAUUUUGAAGAGGGUUGUUAUUUUGACGUUGUAGGUGAAUGGUGGGAUAAGUUGGAGGGAUGGAGAAAGGUGCCUAUCAAUAGGGUGUUGGUAAACUUGCUCGAUUAUAUGAUAGAGAUUUUUAAUGAAAGGCUUAAUGAAAGUUCAAGCUGGGACACACAAUUCGUUCCUAGAGUUGAACAAAUUAUUUGUGUAGGAAAGAUAACGUCAGAAAAUUAUUGUGCAUCAGGUGGUGCAGCAGAGUUUGAAGUUCAUGAUGUGAACAAUGCAAAUGCAGAUCCAAAUAAGGUGGAUCUUAAAUGGCAAACAUGCUCUUGCCUUAUAUGGCAAAGGUGUGG